Molecule: messenger RNA, 3169 nt
Organism: Exophiala xenobiotica
Lineage: Eukaryota; Fungi; Ascomycota; Eurotiomycetes; Chaetothyriales; Herpotrichiellaceae
Exons: 1
Coding region: 38-2989 (983 amino acids)
Biological process (GO): positive regulation of transcription by RNA polymerase I; positive regulation of rRNA processing
Cellular component (GO): nucleolus
Molecular function (GO): RNA binding; protein binding
Source: RefSeq, a predicted model, not a curated record
CUUCAUGUGAGGCUACAUCUGUGCGAGACGAAUACCAAUGGCCCAAUUAGCCAAGCGAGAUGCAGGCGUUGCAUUUGACGGCGCUGCCAGCGAUAGCCCUCAUGCUAGCAAGCGGCAGAGAAAGAGAAACAGUCGCAAAAGCGCAGACGAAAGUGCUUUUCUAUCAGCCCGCGCAACAUCAGAACAGACGCCGCUGAAGAAAGGGACGGUUCGAUCUUCCGAUGUCGCGGAGUUGGGUCCCUACGAAGUCACAACCCCAGUAUCUCGGCACGAGCAUGAGAAGACGCAGAAGUCGCCGUAUUCCCAGGCAAAAUCAACACGAGCUCUGGAAGGACCAUCUAAAGAGAAGGAACGGAAGAUAGACAUGAGUAUGUGGGAGGACCUCAGCACGGACAACACUAAGGCAUUGGCGGUGAAAGGCAAACCUAACAAGUCGUCGGAAACUGGAUCGAAACUAAGAAAAGCACAACCUAGUGUCACCGACUGGUGGCUCUCGAGAGGCCAUGGCGGCACCUUCAUAGAACAAGAUCCCAUCUUCACGAGCGACAACCAGUACUUGAUCGUGCCGACCCAUUCUGAUGUCAAGAUCUUCUCCACAAAAACCUCGCUUUUGGUCAGAAGUUUCCAAGUCGACAGCAAAUCCGACAUAACCAAUUGCGCUCUUUCGACCGCAGAUCCGAGCAGAAUAUAUGUAUCCAACUCGAGGGGCCUCCUUUCGAUAUGGGACUGUGCGUCGGGCACAAGCCUGUGCAAACAGGACCUGGGCAGAGGACUGCAACAGGUUUUGCCAAUACAUUCGGAAGACAAGAAGGAGGUAGUUCUUGUCCUCCAGCAGAGUGAAGGAAAGGGCACAUCUGUGGUUGCAUUUGCAGUGGAUAAUGCUACCAACCAGUUCAAACAGCUUCAAUUGGUGCUGCAAAGGAAUUUACGACUCUCGAGCAUACAAGCGCAUGCUCAAGGAAGCAUUCUAGUGGCCUGUACCCGUGACAGGAUCCUAGUUGGUCAGUCGCAACUCACGGCUGAGGGAGGCUUAGAUUUGACUUAUACAUGGCGAGAGAUCUCCGUUCCUGGCUCCAUCAUUUCCUUUGACGCUCAAAUCAAUAUUGGAAAAUCCAAGACGUCGAGGAAGGUUCCGUUCCUGGACGUGGCUGUCGGUCUACAAAACGGAGUCAUUAUCAACUACGAAGAUGUUCUUUUCAAGCUCAUUGGAAAGGAGAAAAAGAACUCGAAUCAGGACAUCACCGGCCGUAAACUCCACUGGCAUAGGACAAGCGUUAACACGUUGAAGUGGUCCCGUGACCGCAACUACCUCAUCUCCGGAGGUGACGAGACAGUGCUAGUGAUCUGGCAGCUGGAUACGAACCAGAAGCAAUUCUUGCCUCAUCUUUCCACGUCUAUUCUUGGUCUGAGGGUAUCUGCCUCAGGAUCAUCAUACGCACUACGGUUGGGCGACAAUUCAAUUAUGGUCUUGUCAACAGCAGAUCUGCUCCCGUCAACGAACAUCAAUGGGCUCGCUCUGGGCGAUAUCCAACACCAUCGAGCUCCAGUGGUCCUUCAUCCCACGGCUGAGAAUCGACUAUUUGCUGCGAUCCCAGCUAAUGCUGUCACCAAAGGCUUACUGCGGGGGAAAAGCUCGACCCUUCUGCAAUCGUAUGACCUGGAGUCAGACCUGCAGAUAGGCCGGCAAGCUCUAACAAGAAACAUGACGACGGCCUUGAAUGUUGCACCCACGGGCCAGUCCGUGCAAGAACCAAAUGUUACGCAUAUUGCCGUCAGUCACGAUGGAAAGUGGCUGGCAACUGUUGAUGAAUGGCAGCCAAAUGAUCAAGAUCUCGAUGCCCUGUAUAUCGAGGCUGACGCUUCCAGAGACCGCGGGUCAGCCACGGAGACAAGCCUCAGAUUGUGGACACUGAAUGACAACGACAACACAUGGGAACUCGUAACACGUAUCGAUGAACCACACAAGCCGGGUCCGCAGUCCAUCCUUGGUCUGGCUGUGAGUCCCAACAAACUCGAGAUGGCGACAAUUGGCUCCGAUGCGAAUAUCCGACUCUGGUCACCCAAGGCUAGACAUCGGAACGGUGUCGCUGUGAGGAACAAUUCAAACGAGCAACUCUACACCUGGACAUGCUCGAGGACAAUUCCAUGCGAACAGGAUGCUCCUGGACAGUCCGAAGCAGCAACAUGGGCGACCUUGGCCUACUCCGACGAUGGCUCUGUGCUUGCUGGAUCUUGGUCCUGGCAGACUGCUUCUACCCGCUUCGUCCACCUUAUCGACCCUCGAACAGGUCAAAUCAGUCUUUCGCAGCCAGACCUCUUGCACCAAGGUGAUGGCAAGAUGGAAUUUUCGGGACGUUACCUCAUCUGCUUGUCCCAGAUGCUCACAGUCUAUGAUUCCCUGACGAGCCAACUUACCUCCACCAUAAGCCUGGAUCCAGCAUUUGUUUCCCCACAGACCCAGGCCCCAUACUUCCUGGCGGUUAACAAGCUCGAUGGGACCGUCGCCGUCAGUAUUUCGAGGUCUCAUAAGCCAAAGUCCACAAAGGUCCUCGUCCUCAAUAUCAGCGGCGGCGAUAUCAAGCCACUACACGAGCUCUCUUUCCCAGGCACGAUCAGAAGCUUACUUGCUUCGACGACCGCACCGGGGUUUCUGAUUGUUGACGAUAGGAACGUGGUCCGGUCGCUCAAACCUUCGGGAAGCCAAACCACAACGGCGGUGAUUCCUCGAUCACUCACGAGACACGAGCCUGAGCAAGUCACCAGGGGUCUGGACAGCAUCUUUGGUCGUGCUGCUGUUAAUACCGUAGUGGGCACCGAUGGAGUUGUUGAAGAUGAACAUGUCGGUGGCGAUGUGAAGCAGUCUUCAACAAAUGAGGAUGCUACGUCGUCUAGAGAUCUAAACUCUGUGUUGAGGAUCGUGUCAUCCACACAGGCGCCGAGUCCGGCCGAGUUGUUCCAAAGAGUUGUUGGCGUGUUGGCGAAGGGGUAGAGAGAGAGGGUGGUCCUGAUCGUCGUAGUGGGAGAAUAUGAGAACGUGUACGGAGUAAGGUCUGGGAAAAUGAGAGGCUUACUAUCUUUGGAAAGGAUGCGAGAGUCGGUAAAACCACCAAGUGUGGCCGUGUUGAUAGGGUUGUUAAUACCUAAACUUGGCUUGUGCAUCGAACAAGAU